ACUUUAAGCUGUUUGAUCAACUCAGAAAAAUAUUAAUAAGCAUAAUUCACACCAAAGCUCUAAUCUCUAAUCCUUUCUUCAAUCACCAAUUCACAGCUCAGAACCCACUCUUUUUGAAACAAUGUCGAUCAUCCCAAGCUUCUUCGGAGGUCGAAAAACAAAUGUGUUUGAUCCAUUUUCGCUAGACAAUUGGGAUCCUUUUGAUGGCAUUUUCAGCUCGGUUCUUGCCAAUAAUUCACCUUCCUCGGUAGCUCGUGAGGCGUCCCAAUUCGCAGCCACAAGGGUUGAUUGGAAGGAGACGCCAGAAGCGCAUAUUUUCAAAGUAGAUCUUCCCGGGCUGAAGAAGGAAGAAGUGAAAGUCGAGGUGGAGGAAGGCAGGAUUUUGCAGAUAAGUGGAGAAAGAAGCAAGGAACAAGAGGAGAAGAACGACAAAUGGCAUCGUCUUGAGAGGAGCAGUGGCAAGUUUCUACGUCGUUUUAGGCUACCCGAACAUACAAAGAUGGAUGAAGUUAAGGCUAACUUGGAGAAUGGAGUGUUAACUGUAACAAUUCCAAAGGUAGAACAGAAGAAACCUGAGGUCAAGACCAUUGACAUCUCUUCUGCUUGAAAUGCUGAUGCUGAAAAUCAAUCCCAAAAGAGUGUAAUAUAUAUGUUGUGAUUUACUUUGUGUAUUGACAUAAUAUAAUAAUCAAGUGUUUUUGUUUAUGUAAUCUGUUUGUGAGUACAUGUAAAUGGUGCUAUUUAUUUGCAAUUAAAAGUUGUGUGUUUUUUUGCAAGUUGCUCUUGUUUUUCUUUUCUUCUUGUACUAUUUUGAUACAAUAUAGUUUGCUUAUUUUGCUA
Molecule: messenger RNA, 840 nt
Organism: Amaranthus tricolor (Joseph's coat)
Lineage: Eukaryota; Viridiplantae; Streptophyta; Magnoliopsida; Caryophyllales; Amaranthaceae
Product: 17.8 kDa class I heat shock protein-like
Exons: 1
Coding region: 122-607 (161 amino acids)
Biological process (GO): response to hydrogen peroxide; response to salt stress; protein complex oligomerization
Source: RefSeq, a predicted model, not a curated record